This is a messenger RNA of Pediculus humanus corporis (human body louse), 3162 nucleotides long. Its product is annotated as Guanylate cyclase 32E precursor, putative. Gene Ontology annotation, molecular function: protein kinase activity; guanylate cyclase activity; peptide receptor activity. Gene Ontology annotation, biological process: cGMP biosynthetic process; receptor guanylyl cyclase signaling pathway; protein phosphorylation. The record is from RefSeq and is a predicted model, not a curated record. Bases 1 to 3162 code for a protein of 1053 amino acids. The transcript has 17 exons. NCBI's taxonomy places the organism in Eukaryota, Metazoa, Arthropoda, Insecta, Psocodea, Pediculidae.
AUGAUAGGUAUCGCGAAAAAUGAAAGUAAAAAAAAUUACGUUACUCUGGGUUUUUUAGGAUCUUAUGGACAUAGUCAAGUUGGUUUAGGGGCUUUACCUUUAGCCAUUGAUGCCGUAAAUAAAGAUCCUAAUUUAUUACCAGGACUCGAAUUACGUUAUGUUGCUGCCGAUAUCGGUACAAAAACUCCAUCAAACGGAUCAAUAUCUUUUGCGGCUUGUGCUAUUGAAAAAAUGACAGAAAUGAGGGAUAAUGGGUCCAUUGCUUUUAUAGGACCAGAUGAUACGUGCAGUUCUGAAGCGUUAGUAGCAGCUGCUUGGAAUUUACCAAUGAUAUCUUACAAAUGUGCAGAUACUAAAGUUUCAGACAAAAGAAUUUUUUCAACAUUUGCAAGAACUUUACCUCCAUCAUCUAAAGUUUCUAAAUCGGUUGUGUCACUUUUGAAAGCUUUUAAUUGGCAUCGUUUUACAAUGGUUGUUUGUCAGAGUCAUGCUUGGGUGGAAGAAGUCAGAGAUGCUAUUGAAAGUCUUGCUGAAUCGUACGGUAUGAUAAUAGCCGAUAUGAAACUAUAUUCCGAUUACAUUCCUAGAAAUAUAAAAAUAAUGGAUAGUAUAGUUUUUGAAACGUAUCGAAGCACGAGAGUUUACGUUUUCAUAGGAGAACACAUUGCUUUGGUUGAUUUCGUCAAGUGCUUACAAAUGCGUCAUUUAUUAGAUAAAGGAGAAUAUGUAAUAAUUUCUGUAGACGAUGAAAUAUAUGAUCCAGAUCGUAAAUUUAACGUUGUUGCAAGGCCCUACAUAGAUCCAUAUUUGAAAUAUAAAUCCGGUGAUGUCGAGUAUAUAAUGGGUUUUAAAAGCGUUUUGAAAUUAACUCCAUCUCACCCUAAAAAUCCUGAUUACCAAAUUAUUUGUGAAAAUAUAAAACGGUAUUCUGCUAAAACGUUUAGUGUUCCUUACCAUAAUACAAUUUUCGACAGCAUAUCCGUUCCUAUUCAUGCCAUGUAUUUGUACGAUGCCGUCAUGAUUUAUGCGAAAGCAUUAACAGAAGUCAUAAAUAUGGGUCAGGAUCCGAGGAACGGUAGGGAAGUUUUAAAAAAAAUAUGGAAUCGAACGUAUCAUUCCGUGCAGGGCUACGACGUAUUUAUUGAUGGUAAUGGGGAUGCGGAAGGAAAUUAUAGUGUUAUUGCUCUGAUGGAAGAUAAUACGCUGAAUAAUACGAUUCAAUUAUCCAUGCAACCUGUUGGAUUUUUUCAAUAUAAUAGUUCAUCAUCGAUUCCACAUUUACCUAAUUUUAAAUAUUACAAUGAAAAUCGUCCGAUUAUGUGGGCGGGAGGAAAUCCACCAAGAGCCGAACCAAUUUGUGGAUUCAGAGGUGAAAAAUGCAUAAAUAAAACCGAUUGGCGUAUUGUUAUCACCGUCAUCGUUGUUGCAUUCUUUACGUUAAUUGGUUUUAUAUUAGCUUUUAAGCAUUAUCGUUACGAACAAAAAUUGGCAUGUUUGCUUUGGAAAAUCGAUGGAAAAGACAUUACGCUAAUACCGUUAGGAGUAAAUGAAUCCGACACGGAAAAAGCUCUCUUUAAUACAAAGAAUGAAAAAAUUAAUUCUUCGAUCGCUCCAGACGCUGCUGCCGAAUUAGCUCCAAAAAGAGCUUUUACAACUAUUGCUUUGUACAAAGGCAACAUUGUUGCUGUUAAACCUAUUUAUAAAAAAAACAUUGAUCUUACGAGAAACAUAAGAAAAGAAUUAAAACAGAUUCGAGAAGUAAGUCAUGAAAAUAUAAUUCAAUUUAUCGGAGCUUGUGUUGAUCAUAAUAAUGUCUGUAUUAUAACACCCUACUGCGCAAAAGGGUCUUUGGAAGAUGUUUUAGCAAAUAAGGAUUUACAUUUGGAUAAUAUGUUUGUGUCUUCUUUGGUAUCCGACCUACUAAAAGGUUUAAUAUACCUUCACGAUUCCGACAUUAUUUCUCACGGAAGGUUAAAAUCCAGCAAUUGUUUAAUUGAUAGCCGAUGGGUUUUACUUCUGUCGGAUUUCGGUUUGCACGAAUUCAAAGCCGGUCAAGAAGAAAGAAAAAAAGAUAAAGAGGAAAAAAAUUUACUUUGGACUGCUCCAGAAUUAUUAAGAAAUCCUAAUUGCUUUCCAAGAGGUACUCAAAAAGGGGACGUGUAUUCAUUUGGAAUUCUUUUGUACGAAAUAAUCGGUAAACACGGUCCUUGGGGUAAUAUACCUCUUACCCCUUCAGAAAUUAUUACAAAAGUUAAAAGUUAUCAAAAUGGUAAACCUUUUCGACCGCAAACACAAAAUAUCGAUGCUGAGAAAUAUGUGUUAAAAUGCAUGGAAAGUUGUUGGGAUGAAGAUCCAGAACAACGUCCCGAUAUUAGAUAUGUAAGAGUAAAAUUAAAGGAAAUGCAGGCUGGAUUGAAGCCUAACAUAUUUGAUAACAUGCUUGCGAUAAUGGAAAAAUAUGCUAGUAAUUUAGAAGCUCUUGUUUCGGAAAGAACUGAUCAAUUGACUGAAGAGAAAAAAAAAACUGAUGCCCUCCUUCAUAGAAUGUUGCCCAAAUCAGUGGCCGAGUCUCUUAAAAGGGGGGAACCAGUCGAAGCAGAAAGUUUUGAUUGCGUGACUAUUUACUUCAGUGAUAUUGUAGGUUUCACGGAACUUUCAGCUUUAAGUACGCCCCUGCAGGUUGUAGAUCUCCUCAAUGAUUUGUAUACUUGUUGUGAUUCCAUCAUCUCUCAUUACGAUGUAUACAAAGUUGAAACAAUUGGAGAUGCAUAUAUGGUGGUAUCAGGCCUUCCGAUAAGAAAUGGAGAUCGUCACGCUGGAGAAAUUGCAUCGAUGGCUUUACACAUGCUGAGAAAAAUAAAUUGUUUUGAAAUUAAACAUCGCCGUGGAGAACCUAUAAAACUUCGAAUAGGAAUACAUUCGGGACACUGUGUGGCUGGAGUUGUAGGUUUAAAAAUGCCAAGGUAUUGUUUGUUUGGAGAUACAGUGAAUACAGCAUCUCGAAUGGAGUCUUCUGGAGAAGCUUUUAAAAUUCAUAUAUCAGAAGCAACAAAAUUUCUUUUGGAAAGAUUGGGAGGCUACCUUUUUGAAGAAAGAGGCUUGACAACUAUUAAAGUAAUAAGUUUUGUAAUAAGAAUUUUUAAAAAAAAUGUUUUAAAAUAA